UGCCCUGCUGCCCUACUGCAUACAUAUUUUGUUCCUGAGGGUGCACGGGACCGGAUUGUGGCUCUGUUUUCAGUAUCCCGUUUCAAAAGCUUUUCUGGUUCAAAGCAGUUGAUGUUGCGGAUGGCGACCUGAGAUUCCUGCUAUCCACUUAGCACUCUUUGACCGCUGCUAUGCCGGCCGCAUCUUGCAUUUAUUCUCUUCGACGAUGCGACUCUGCCAAAACGUGUACCGGAUUCUAACCUCAUAGGUUCAAACUCCAAAAGGUACGUACCCCGAUACCUGCCAGGUUUGUUAAGCGCGAAAAAAGCUCUGCUGUCCUCGUGCUGGCACCCAGGCGCGCUGGCUUGUUUGACGACACGGGCCGGGCUGGGGCAUGGUCACGGGGCUCACCUUGAGAUUUGCAGCUCGGCGCCGUUGCGAAACUUCCUCCCUGCCAAGUCCUUCCAGGCCUCCAGACUGCUAUUUUUUCUGUUGGCUAGGGGCUGGGUAUGGAGAUGACAACAGCGCCGGUGUGCGAAUCGGCAUCUCCACGAACCUGGCAUCUGGGAGAGCUGGAGCGGCCGGAAGGUCUCAUGCACUGUACGGCAACACUGCCCCGUGAGAGCCCCGGUGAGACUACCACCGCUCCAACAGACCGAGCUCACCACCAACAAAACAAAACAAACAAUUUCCAGCUCAUUCUUUCGCCCCUUUUCCACAUUCGUUACAGAGCACAGAGAUGACUCCCAUUUCUCUCUCUGGUCUGCUGAUACUCUCGCCAUGGCCAGUUUGUCUCUGCCCGGUCCGAAAGGGGUCCGACUGAAGGACACAUUUGAGAUUUCUCCCUUGACAACUCUGUUGCAGUCACAUAUCGGAAACUCCCUAGCAACCAUCCGAUCUUUUGCUCCCAAGGUCUGACCUCCCUAUCGGAGCUGCACCUCGACAUUCGAGAUCACGCUGAGGUCAUCAGAGCAAUCCUCCAAAUACCUGCAGAGUAUUACUUGAUGCCAAGGGCACGGCAGAAAUCCAUGCGGAAUCGUCAUCCGUGAUCAUGGGUGCCAUCUUCAUCCCUUCGGUGCCGUGGACGAUAUCAGGAGAGAGCUUCAUUCGAUUCCCGAUCUUUGAAUCGGAAGCGAGGGGUCUCCGUUCCAAGUCUUGUUGCUGAAGAACAAAAUGGUUCCCAGUCCAUAUAUGCAAGCGGGGGAGGGCUGGGCUUGCAUACUGGCGUAUGCGCCUUUCAAGGGCCAAAGUGACAGCGAAACAUGUACAUGCAAGGUACCUUGCCUUGCUUGGGAUGUGCACAUACAACACAAGGACUAUCAACCUCUUCUCUUUUGCUUGAACUUCUCCAGCAAACCAAGUCUUGAAGCUUGUCAUCUUUACCCCUUUCUGUCAUCAUGCAGGGCUACGGAAAGAAUCUGCUCUUUUCCCAGAGAUUAUUCGUCCGAUUCACUAACAGGGUUUUUACACUGGACUUUUCUCCAAUUUGGGAGGUUCUUGCUUUCUCUGAGGUGCUAUCCUUUGUGUCCCCCCAAGUGCCUCCCAAGAAAAGAGGCAAAGCUGUUUCUGUUUCUGUGUCUCGUUUUAAAUUUUUUGGUGUCUUUCUCUCCCACACUCUCCUGAUACACACAUUUUUUUUUUGUUUCUAUUACUCAUAGUGGUAGUUGGGUCUCUUUUCUGGUCCGAGAUUCUCUUCGUUAAGUGCCGAGAAUAGGGUUCUCAGGCGAUGAAUCGUACGUACGGUCUGCCCAGCUUUAUAGCGGAGUAGACUUUGGAAAAAAGGGCUCGUCCCGUCUGAUUUUCCCGCCGGUGUCGGAGCUUAAAAACUGAGGAGAAUUGAGGUCAUCAUCAGAGAGGGCUGAGUUUACAUGACACACUGGUCGGAAAAGAUGCAUCAUGAAGGCUGCGGUUCGCAAAGGUCCAAGGAAGGAGGUUUAGGAUCCAAGGGACGUCACUCAUCGGGUUUUUUUUCUUGGCAGGGCAGGAAUGGAAGGUUCCAUGUGGGUUCUCCCGUUGAUUGCCGCAGGUCUCCGCUUUUAGUUUUUUUUGCUGAUGGCGGGGCCGCCGCCGGCCGGGCGGGGCACAGUUCGGUGGUGCCCCUCUCGGAUCUAUCGCCGUUUCAUCAACGGAAGAGAUGGAGGGGUAGUUGAUGGUGGGGCAAUUGAUGGAAUCCUUCCUCAUUAUCACACCCGACGACAACAUCUAUCACCUGCGAAGUUGUGUAUGAGUGAGUUUUACAGGGGUUGAAGUUUAUCCAGUGUUGGACAAGAGACACAUCGAAACUCUUUUUACUUUUCGGCAGUUUGAACAAUUGGCUCAAGGGUUUCUGCUGUCACACAUACAUCACACCAUAUCUCACACUUUUGCUUGCUCAGAGCUUGUUACUCCACAUCAAGAAAGAGACAAUGACUUCGGCUCCCGUUCUUCCCGCCGGCGCCGCCGGGAGUGGAAAUGCGAGGGAGCGAGCACGCCAGCUGGACCGGGAUGAUGAACUCGGGUUCUUGAGGGACGAGUUCAACAUCCCGACAAAGGGACAAAUCGCGAGCACCUCGUUACCCGAGGGUUCCUCAGCCAAUAACAAUGACAGCGACACAACAACCAAGUGCAUCUACCUCUGCGGCAACUCUUUGGGUCUCCAACCCAGACGCACACAAGCCCGUCUCUCCCAGUACCUCUCCACCUGGGCCACCCAAGGCGUCCAAGGGCACUUUAAACCGCUGACCAACUCCCCCUUGCCAACAUGGCUCGACGUCGACGAGCGAGCAGCCGAGAUGAUCGCCCCCAUCGUGGGAGCUCACGUCUCCGAGGUGGCAAUCAUGCAGACUCUGACUGCGAAUCUCCAUCUUCUCAUGUCUGCGUUCUACAAGCCUGAUGCGAACAAGCGGCACAAGAUCAUCCUGGAGAGCAAGGCUUUUCCUAGCGAUCACUUUGCCGUGGAGACACAGCUUCGUCAUCAUGGGUUGGAUGCGAGCAAAUCAAUGGUUUUGCUCAAGUCGGAGAGGUCGAGGGAUAAUAUCUUGACUACGGAGGAAAUCUGUGGGGUUAUUGACCUGCAUAAAGAGGACGCGUUUUUGUUGUUGUUGCCGGGGAUUCAGUACUACACUGGGCAGCUGUUUGAUAUUAAGACUAUCACUGCGUAUGCGAAGGAGAGGGGGAUUUUUGUCAUUUGGGAUCUGGCACAUGCGGUUGGGAAUGUGGAGUUGAGGCUUCAUGAGUGGGGGGUUGAUGCUGCGGCUUGGUGCUCGUACAAGUAUUUGAAUGGGGGGCCGGGGUGUAUUGGGGGGAUGUUUGUUCAUGAGAAUAAUAGUGCUGUGACGAAGCUUAUUACUGAUGAGAGGCCGGAGGAGGGGUAUAAUCACCGGUUGGCUGGGUGGUGGGGGAAUGAUAAGAAGAGUCGGUUUGGGAUGGAGAAUAGAUUCCAUCCUGUCAAGGGGGCCGCGGGGUUCCAGUUGAGUAAUCCUAGUGUGUUGGAUAUUACUAGUUUGUGUGCGAGCUUGGAGGUUUUUGAGCAGGCGGGUGGGAUGGGGAAGUUGAGGGAGAAGAGUAUGAGGCUGACGAAGUUUUUGGAGGAGCAGUUAGAGGGGAUGGGGGAGGAGGAGAAGGGGUUGUUCAGGGUUAUUACGCCUUUGGAUCCGAAGCAGAGGGGGGCGCAGCUUAGCUUGGGGUUGGGGAGUGGGUUGCUUGAGGGGGUGAUGAAGGAGCUGGAGAGGCAAGGGGUGAUUGUUGAUGAAAGGAGACCGGAUGUCAUUAGGGUUGCGCCAGCGCCGUUGUAUAAUGGGUUUGAGGAUGUGGUUGGAUUUGUGGAGGCUUUUGGGGAGGCCUUGAGAGUGGCCAGGAGAGAGAGCGAUGCGUUUUGAGAUGUACCCGCAGUGUUGAUAUUGGGGGUCUGUCAUUACGUCUUGCGAUGCAGGUUGUGUAUUCGCUCAAACAAUCUCAAUCACCACAGCCUCCAAGUCAUAUAUCCACCGCGCUUGGUAAGCAUCUACCAUGCCAACCCUCCUGAAACGUCCGUUAGACAGCUCUUCAAGCACUAGACCCUCCCCAUUCCAGUCCUCGUCCCACUGAAGGAAAACAAAAACAAUCCCACUCGUUCUCGGCCCAAUAUCAUCAAAAUGAACGUUCCCAAUCUGGCUGUGCUUCCCGUCUUCAUUCAAUA
Messenger RNA from Podospora pseudocomata, 4135 nucleotides. RefSeq names its product Kynureninase (L-kynurenine hydrolase). Gene Ontology annotation, cellular component: cytoplasm. The coding region runs from base 2385 to 3836 and encodes 483 amino acids. Gene Ontology annotation, molecular function: pyridoxal phosphate binding; kynureninase activity. NCBI's taxonomy places the organism in Eukaryota, Fungi, Ascomycota, Sordariomycetes, Sordariales, Podosporaceae. The record is from RefSeq and is a predicted model, not a curated record. The transcript has 2 exons. Gene Ontology annotation, biological process: NAD+ biosynthetic process.